AUAGUCCCUCCAAAAAUAUAUAUAAAUAAAAAAAAUAUAUUAAAAAUCUGAUAAUGUUAAAUUAUAUAUGUUUUUAGAUAAAACACCCACACCAGAAACAAUCACUAGAUUCCGAUCUCUAUCGCUAUAUUUCCUUUUCUGCGCCUUCGAAGUUUGAAUCUCACCUAGGCUAUCAACGAACCCUCGCCGGUUGAUCUGAUUGGUUACUGUUCCUUGAUACUUUCCAGAAUUGGAAUCUCGCUUUGCAGUUUACCGCUUCGAGAAGAUACAGUCUGAUUCCUUAUUUAGCGCGACUGGAAUUUCAGUUCUCCUAUCUUGUCCUAAUUUGUUCAUGUUCUAUAGUAUUAGUCACGCGCUGAUGAUGAAUCUGUAACACAAUGAAUUCUAUUAUGUGAGCUAUCCCUGUGAAAAAUCUGCUCAUGUUACUUGGGAAGAGGAAAAAGGGGGUCUACGAAUGCUGUUGCCACUUGGCCAUAUUUACUGUGAAUCAUUGAUAUAGAAUUAUGAUGGUCUAUGGUUUUGAACGUUAUUGGAGAUUUAGUUUUAAUGAAUUGGUUUUUUAGUGGUUUUUGAAGCUCAAUAUUUAAAGAGGUUGCACAAUUUGGACAUGAGAAACCCCUGGUUCAACAAAUUAUAUCCAAUUGUCUGCCCCAGACCGCCGUUCAGUUGGUUUCUUCUGUGUUUCGUCUGUGUUCUUGCCCUAAUUGCAAUCUUAGGAUCGACCUCGUCAAAUGCCUUUGAUUCUCUAACUUCCAUUUCUGUACCUAUCCGUUUUACAAAUUACAGAAGGCAAAAGGAGCAAGUUGCUGUUGAUUACUUGGAGCUGAAAACUCUAUCAUCUGGAGCUGGUCGCCUAGAGGAACUGGGCCUUUGUGGCAAAGAAAAAGAAAAUUAUGUCCCUUGUUACAAUGUUACAGCAAAUUUGUUGGCUGGGUUUAAAGAUGGGGAGGAAUUUGAUCGGCACUGUGAAGUGGAAAGGCAGGAAGAGCAGUGUCUAAUUCGCCCUCCAAAGGACUAUAAAAUACCGCUAAGGUGGCCGCAUGGUAGGGAUGUAAUAUGGAGUGGCAAUGUGAAAAUAACGAAAGACCAGUUUCUUUCAUCUGGAAGCAUGACCAAAAGGUUGAUGUUGCUGGAAGAGAAUCAAAUUGCUUUUCAAUCUGUAGAGAGUUAUUAUAGCCACAUUGCAGACCUGAUAACCCCCGGAAACGAAUCUGAAUUUUCACGGGCUGGUGUGCGUAAUGUACUAGAUAUUAAUUGUGGAUUUGGUAGCUUUGGAGCUCAUCUAUUGUCAUUGAAUCUAAUGGCUGUUUGUAUUGCGGCAUAUGAGGCAACUGGAAGUCAAGUCCAAUUGGCUCUUGAGAGAGGUCUUCCAGCUGUGAUUGGCAAUUUCAUCUCACGACAACUUCCAUUCCCUCCAUUGUCAUUUGACAUGGUUCAUUGUGCUCAAUGCGGAAUUAUUUGGGAUAAAAAAGAUGGGAUGUUCCUAAUAGAAGUGGAUCGGCUACUCAAGCCCGGAGGUUACUUUGUUUUAACUUCACCUGCAAGACCACAUGAGAGCUCAUUGAAUAAGAAGAAGGGAAGCCUGCUAAUAGCAUUGAAAGAAUUCACUGAAAAUAUCUGUUGGGAGCCUCUAGCUCAAGGAGACGAGACUUCCAUUUGGCAGAAAACCGAACAUGCUGAUUGCGCAUCACGCAAGCAGAAUGCUGCUCCACUGUGCAAAGAAGGGGAUGAUGCUCAAUCAUAUUAUCAACCCCUUGUCUCAUGUAUAAGUGGAACCACCAGCAAACGCUGGAUUCCCAUUCAACACAGGUCUUCUAGUUCCCAGUUGAGCUCAGUUGAACUCGAAUUUUAUGGAGUUCAGGCUGAUGAUUUCAAUGAAAACUUACAGUUUUGGAGAUCGGCUUUAAAGAACUAUUGGUCUUUGCUUACGCCAUUAAUUUUUUCUGACCAUCCUAAGAGGCCAGGCGAUGAAGAUCCAUUGCCUCCAUUUAACAUGAUACGUAAUGUGAUGGACAUGAAUGCUCAUUAUGGGGGUUUGAAUGCUGCAUUUCAGGAGGAAAAGAAAUUAGUGUGGGUUAUGAACGUUGUGCCCGUUAAGGCUCGUAAUACUCUUCCUCUCAUAGUUGAUCAAAGAUUUGCUGGUGUUUUACAUGACUGGUGCGAACCCUUCCCAACGUACCCUCAAACAUAUGACAUGCUCCAUGCCAAUGGGCUCCUUUCACAUCUCAGUUCUGAAAGUUGCAGUAUGAUGGACUUAAUGCUAGAGAUGGAUCGAAUCCUACGAUCUGAGAGUUAGAAGGCUUUUUCAAGUGGCUUUUAUAUGCACUUGAAUGGUUGAAUGGUCUUUAGUGAGAGAUAUUGACAGGGCAAAGAGAAUGUUGGAGAGAUGCAGAAAUGUUGCUCCAUCAGAAUGUGUUGAGAGAAUAACCACGAAGGUUAUAAACUUUUACAUGGAAAUCUUACUUUAAUGCCAAAAUAUGCAUCCUACCUAGUCAGUAAUACUGAUACACGAUCUUUGCGGCCAUGACAUGCAAAGAAGUAAAGCUCUUGACUUUUUCUUGAGGAGAGUAUGAGAUAUGUUUCUGCCAUUAUUGAAAUACGCCAGCCAAAAAUUUUCCCUUUCUUUUCUCAUUCUUCGUAUCCUAUGCAAACCCCUUGAGUUGGAUUUCCGAUGCCACAUCCUUCACAUGGUCAUUCUGUAUUUGCCACAUUAAGUCCUCAGUAAGGGAUGGGUUGUUCUUUCUGAUAACUUGGGAGCUAUAGAGAUGGCACGCAUGUUGGCAACCCAGAUACGCUGGGAAGCAAGGGUGAUUGACCCACAUAAUGGAAGUGACCAGAGGUUACUUGUAUGCCAGAAACCGUUUGUCA
Tripterygium wilfordii is the source of this 2868-nucleotide messenger RNA. Its product is annotated as probable methyltransferase PMT4. Bases 608 to 2296 code for a protein of 562 amino acids. Gene Ontology annotation, molecular function: methyltransferase activity. Gene Ontology annotation, cellular component: cytoplasm. The record is from RefSeq and is a predicted model, not a curated record. The transcript is spliced from 10 exons. Lineage: Eukaryota; Viridiplantae; Streptophyta; Magnoliopsida; Celastrales; Celastraceae.